GCCUCCUCCUCUUGCACCGGCUCUUCUUAAUGAAGAAAGCAAGCGCAGUAAAACAGACCUAGCCUACCGCAGCCCAAGAAACGAAGACUUUCAUGGUGAGAACUGGGUUUGCAGGAGCAACCGCCUGCUAUCCUGUACACAUUCUGUGCUGAAGCCCUGAGGUUGGUUGUGAAAGACGCGCGCUUCACCGUCUGCAGCCAUGAGGAGGAUGGACGGAAACAUGGCGGGGGGACCACUGUAUAAGCAACUCGACUCAGAGAGGAAGAGUGCCAGGCGAGCUGAAGCUAGACUCAGCCUGAGCCUGCAAAGGCUAGAGGCCAUCUGCCUCUACCACGUGAAGACGCUGGCCAGGGAGCAGAGACAGCUUCAGAAAGAACUGCAGCGGCUGCAGCAAGCAGAUAUCAUGAAGAAAAGGCUCUCCUCUUAUGCCGAGAAUGGAACUCAGAAGAGACCAAGAUGUUCUCUCAGGUUCUCACCACAAACAGGACAGAGGCACGUAGCCACGCAGCCUAAAAUCAGGGUACUGGCAACCAAUAUGACCCAAGAAGCUAAAACUAAGAUUCAUGGGCCUUCUUUACUUGGCACUGCCCUCAAAGCUGCCCCGAGAAGCCAAGAGCACCUGCAAUCCCAGCGUGAGAGCACCAGCUGCUACAAGGAAGAGUAUUCAGGAGCCCAGGAGGGAGAGUCUAUGAAACCACUUAAGGGCACGGACCUGAAUAGGGACUCCGUCCCAUGUCAUGGCCAAGAGGUUUCCACCAACAAUACAGAAGACAUCCCUGUGUCCAGCUCAGAUGUGAGGGACUCAGCACCUGCAGAUGAGACUAGAUCAAAAAAUGCCGAUCCAAAGCCACACGGGGAUGCUGGGGACCAAAAUGCCCCAUGCUCUGCGGAAUAUGCAGGAAGCUUCAACGGCAAAUGCACAAAGCCAACCUUCCUCGAACUGUUGGCAAAGGCCAAAGAGGCCCACUAUCUCCGCCACAGGGUGCCUCCUGAGUCCGAGAGGAUGCUUAGCAUUGGGGAGAUAUUUGGACAUAGAGACACCUCACUACCCAGAGCAGGGAAAAAACUGUGA
This is a messenger RNA of Arvicola amphibius (Eurasian water vole), 1072 nucleotides long. RefSeq names its product coiled-coil domain containing 190 (gene Ccdc190). The transcript is spliced from 5 exons. Lineage: Eukaryota; Metazoa; Chordata; Mammalia; Rodentia; Cricetidae. The record is from RefSeq and is a predicted model, not a curated record. The coding region runs from base 200 to 1072 and encodes 290 amino acids.